Messenger RNA from Seminavis robusta, 2181 nucleotides. The record is from the annotation of a GenBank genome assembly. NCBI's taxonomy places the organism in Eukaryota, Bacillariophyta, Bacillariophyceae, Naviculales, Naviculaceae.
AUGUUCAUCCCUGCCAAAGCAUUCAAAUCAAACACAAAGUACUUCUCCAUGAUUCCCGAAUCCAAACAGCCAGGAGAUCCAUGGCUCGAUGUUACUAUCCAAAUUCCAGUGUACAAAGAGUCGCUUCAAGAAGUUCUCAUGCCCACCUUGAAGAGCUGCAUGAAGGCACGCGAUCAUUACAUCUCUCAUACCCAGGCCAGUUGUAACAUUGUGGUCUGUGAUGACGGAAUCAUGAAUUAUUUAAAUGACAACUUUCCGGCUGCCGAAAUGCUCUGGGAAAAUGUGGUGGAAACCAAGGGCAAGGUGGUCCGUCUCAGUCAAAUCCUGAAGCGGAUCCCUCGGGUCGCUCGUCGCCAUCUCAAGGGACUCAGGAGCAAGAAUAUUUACGAAGUGUUUCACCGCAUGUUAUUUUACUACCAUUUUCAGAUUGGUUGGGUAUCCAGAUCCACUAUUGAUCGUCGAGGAAAGUUCAAAAAGGCAUCCAACUUGAACACACACUUGCGGCUUAGCUUUGGUGCCGAAGAUCUCUUGUCCCGGUCUGGUGGAAAAAGAACUUUUGAAGACUGCCUGUUGGAGGUUUCCCACAGUGACGAUGGAGCCAGGUACAUUAUGUUUGGAAACAAUGUGCGUAUUGGACAUUUGAUCUGUGUCAAUGAUGCCGAUACCCGCAUGCAACCUCCUGUCAUUCUCAAGACGGUCCCAGAGUUCAUCAAUGAUCAACGCCUGGGAUUUACCCAGCAUGCCACCAAGACAUUGAAUGAUCAACGUGGUGAAUCGUUCUACUUGAAUAUGAUUGAGGCCUACACUGAUGCUCUCUACCAAGGACACUUCCUUCUGUCUUGGAUAAUGCUUGAAGGAAGAAGAGGCAGAAGAACCAAGGAUACAGUGGCCUCUCCUCUAUUGACAUUAUCCGUCGCUUCCGUACCCUCCGAUGAGCCAUCAGUUGCAGAUCCGGAAGAGCGACCAUCAGCACAAAAGAACUACUGCAUCACUGGUGUGGCUCGUCGCACCGGACCCCUGAAUGAAGCCGUGGCAGCAGUUGCCAAUAUUUCCUCUCUCGAAUAUGCCAACGACCUCAUCCAAAUUGGGGCUGUCUGGGCACGCAUGGAAACUCUUAACGAAGAAGAUGUCCUGAAUCAAUACUAUGACGAUAAUUUUGAGUCCAAUGCGAGAGCUUUGUAUGCCGACUUGAACAAUCGCAAACAGGGCACCUAUGAGGACAAAUAUGGCAACCUACGACAAGACGACGAAGUGGAUUUGGAUACUUACAUUGAACAAAUGCAACAACUGCGCUUUCGAAGAGUCUUGACACCAGUGAUCAUUGAAGCUGGCACCGAUCUACGAAUAUACCCCAAUCCACGACGAUUUCCGGCCUGCAAAGAAUUUCAACCGGAACAAGGACGAAAAAGUCUCCUCUUGUAUGAAGAUACCACCUUUCUCGUGGUGGAUAAACCACCCAUGUUGCCGACGCAACCGGAUGCGUCCAAUUAUUUUGAUAAUUGUCCGGGGUGUACACAAACCUAUUUGGGACCCUUUCAAGAUAUUCAAGGAAACACUAUUGCACGGCCACUACUCUGUCAUCGCGUAGAUUCCUGUGUGGGUGGCUGUGUUGUCAUGAGUAAAGAUGCCAAUGGGCAAAAAGUCUUUCAGGAAUUUCAGCGAGAUCGCAAACUGCGCAAAAUGUACUUGGCAGUGACCAAAACACCGGUUCCCUUGGGCAUGCAUUUGCAUUGGAUGUGGUCACCUCAAACACAACGAGGCAAACGAGGAGGACCUCCUUGUCAGUUGGUCAGUCAUACCCCACCGGAAAGUCGACGCAAAGCACGACAAUUUUGGACCCGAUGCGUCUUGGAAGUCACCAAGAGCGAAAAGAUUCGUAUCGAUGACACUAUCUACUAUCAAAAUACCAUUCGGUUAGUGACGGGACGCAAGCAUCAAGUACGUGCUCAAUUGGCCAGUUUGGAUUGUCCGAUCCUGGGUGAUACCCUGUACGAACCCAUGUCGGGAUUGACACUCGACAAAUUGGAAGACUCGGAAGUGGACAUGGACGACGCGGUGUCGCGUUGUCGCGUUCCCACCGAACCGAUUGGAUUGCAAGCCUCGGCGAUUUUGUUUGCGGGAAUUCGAGUCAAGGCGCGGACACCUUGGUGGGGAGAUGAUAUUAUUGUAGAUGAGGACUAA